GUAUCGCGGGGAAAGGUGGAGAAGUGGCCGUUCGGAAGUGUACCAGAACGAGUCGAAGCCAAAGAGCCUGUCUAUGCUGAUCUCGCGUUCCCGGAGCGUUUCGGACUUCCACGGGUUCACGAAGCGGUGCUUGUAAGGUGACCACCACACUUCUUCCCCACCUGACCGUGGUAGAAAUGGCGGCGGACGAUCCCCUCCGGAACGAACCGUUAGUUUCCGUUGAGUUCGAGGUGUUCGGCAAGGUGCAGGGUGUCUACUUUCCAAAAUACGUGAGAGACAUAUCCCAGCAGCUGGGAAUCUGCGGGUGGGUGAAGAACAGCAAAUCCGGCACGAUUCUUGGAAAAAUGCAAGGGCCACGCGCGCUCGUCGAUCAGAUGACACAGUGGCUGACGAGCGUGGGAAGUCCCGGUAGCCAAAUCGAUCACUGUGACUUCACGAAUUGGGAAGCAAUCAGCAGGCUACAGUACAAAGGAUUUGCCAUACGUUUUUAAUAAAGUUCUCGUCUCGCUGAAUCACAACCGGACUCGUCCUGGAGGCACAGGCUAAAAGAC
Dufourea novaeangliae is the source of this 551-nucleotide messenger RNA. RefSeq names its product acylphosphatase-2. Gene Ontology annotation, molecular function: acylphosphatase activity. Bases 177 to 491 code for a protein of 104 amino acids. Lineage: Eukaryota; Metazoa; Arthropoda; Insecta; Hymenoptera; Halictidae. The transcript has 3 exons. The record is from RefSeq and is a predicted model, not a curated record.